Molecule: messenger RNA, 776 nt
Organism: Megalobrama amblycephala (Wuchang bream)
Lineage: Eukaryota; Metazoa; Chordata; Actinopteri; Cypriniformes; Xenocyprididae
Product: tRNA-splicing endonuclease subunit Sen2-like
Biological process (GO): tRNA-type intron splice site recognition and cleavage; tRNA splicing, via endonucleolytic cleavage and ligation
Cellular component (GO): tRNA-intron endonuclease complex
Molecular function (GO): tRNA-intron lyase activity; nucleic acid binding
Source: RefSeq, a predicted model, not a curated record
AUGGAAAUAUCUAAUCUUAGUUUUAAGAAUGAACCUUCUAGUAAUGGACUCUUCCUGUGUCAGGACCAGCGGGAGAAGUUGGUGUGCAGAAUCAACCCGUUCACCAUGAUGGAGUACCUGCAACUGAGUUAUGAAGAAGCUUUCUUUCUGGUUUAUGCUCUCGGAUGCCUGUCAGUUUAUUACAGCGGGGAACCUCUGUCCGUCGCUCAGGUUUGGACGAUGUUUCGUUCACUGCAGCCAAACUUCUCCACCUCCUACACGGCCUAUCACUAUUUCCGCAGUAAAGGCUGGGUGCCGAAGUCUGGAAUUAAAUAUGGAACUGACUUAAUGCUCUACCGGAAAGGACCACCGUUUUAUCAUGCGAGCUACUCGGUGGUGGUGGAGAGAGCAGACGCGUGUUUCAGAGGCGCGACGCUGCGGCCCUUCAGCUGGAGAUCUCUCGCCGCUCUCAGCAGAACCACCGGUAACGUCUCAAAGGAACUGAUGCUUUGUUACGUCAUCACUCCAUCAAACCUGACAGAAGACAUGCUGUCCUCGCCGGACUGUCUGAAGCGGUUCACAGUACAGGAGGUGCUGGUGAGCAGAUGGGUCUCCUCACGAGAGCGAACAGAACAGGAGGAAGUUUAACACAGCAUUGCUUUUUCCAUUCCUUGCAUGUUUAUUUUGCUUCAAAAUAUUAAGUUGCUAUUUAUUUUUUUUUAUAAUGUGCAGAGAUUGUUUAAACAACGACCAGACACAAAAUCAAAGAGUGUUCGACAAUAAAUAUAUUGAGAGAA